GUGGGUUAGUCAAGUAUUGGCAGCUGAGCAUUGAAGACAUCUAAGAUUCUGUUUUAAGAGAGCUGUCCUUAAAUUUUUGCUUAGUUGGAAACUAGAAGAAUUAUUAGCAAAAUGGAAAUGACAGAUCCUUUGAAAGAAAUUUCUGCUAAAGACAUUCCUGAUAUGUUGUUCAGACUGAGGAAUAAUUUUCCAUUAGCUAUUCAUGCUCACGAAUAUCUGCAGACUAUUAUGAAGUGGAAGAGAAAGAAUCCUGACCUUCAGAUGGCAAUUUUGGCUCCAGAAGGAGAUUAUAAACUUGGAAUAAUCUUUUUCACCUUAAUUGGAGAUGAAUUUAAUGGAUCAGUUUAUUGCUAUGAUGAUACUGAGACAAUAACUCUACAAAAAGCUCUCAUGACAACCAAGAAAGUACCAUUUAACAGUUAUAAAAUGGCUUCUCUAAGUUGUAUGGCCGAUAAAUCGUUUGAAGUUAUAAAACCAAUUUUACAUUAUAAAGAGUAUGUUGACUCAGUAUAUUGGCUACCUUGGUACUGUGCCAGGGAAAUGGAGGUUCAUUUACCAGAAGGUGUAGAAAUUAGACCACUCAGCCCCGAGCAUGCAGAUCAGAUAAAUGAAAUAUGGCCCCACAGAUACCCUGGCUCUAGGGACUUAAUCGCUGAAAUAAUAACACUUAAUUUUGGACUUGGUUUGUUCCGUGGGUCAUCUUUGUUAUCAUGUGCAAUUCAUUGGUAUUAUGGUGGUCUUGGUGUCGUUCAAACUGUCGAUACUGAAAAAAGAAAAGGCUAUGGUCGUGCUGUUGUUGAAGCUGCAACAAGAAAAUUAGGCAUGAUGCAAAUUGAUGUCCAUUUGAUCAUUGUAUCUGGGAAUAAAGUUGCUGAAGCCUUUUUUAAAUCACUUGGUUUUAGAUACGCCUUCACAUCGUGGUGGGCUGAGUCUGCUGAAUGGAAUUAAGAAGGUUAAACAAUGGAAGCAGUAUUGUCAAGGAUUUACAUUUUUUAAAUAUUAAAAAUACAACUCAUUAUGAAAAUUUAAAAAUAUAUAUUAUGAGUUAAAUAUGCAUUAUUUUAAGUUUAUGAAUAUUAUGUGAAGCAUUUAUAAAUAAAAAUAAUCUUUAAUGAUUUAUGUUUGUCCUAC
This is a messenger RNA of Nezara viridula (southern green stink bug), 1131 nucleotides long. NCBI's taxonomy places the organism in Eukaryota, Metazoa, Arthropoda, Insecta, Hemiptera, Pentatomidae. The record is from the annotation of a GenBank genome assembly.